AUGUCUUACGCUCCUCCUUACGGUGACCCAUACGCUCGCCCUCCCUCAGAUCGUCCACCAUACGACCCCUACGGACGCCCACCUUCUGAUCCUUAUGCGCGUCCCCCUCCCCAAGAUGGAUAUGACCGUCCAGCAUACGACCGAGGCCCAUACAGUGCACCCCCGCCUCAAUCUCGUCCCCCUCCAGGCCCCCCGCCUCCUCUGCCCCACGGCUGGUCCCAGGAAUGGGAACCCAAUUGCCGUCGUGCAUUCUAUGUAGAACACGCCACUGGUCGAUCCCAGUGGGAAACACCUUACCAAGACCCCGGCUACUCUGGGUACAAUGAUGGCUCUCGCAGUGUUCCUCCUCCCGAGUCCCAGGGAUACUAUGCGCCUCCCCCUGGCCCACCCGUGGGUUACGAUGAUCGUAGCCCUGGCUACUAUCACGACGAGCAGAAGCCUGAGAAGAAGAGCAGCAAUGCUGGUGGAUACCUCGCAGCUGGCGCUGCUGGUCUGGCUGUUGGCGGUAUCGCCGGUGCUUUGAUCGCCAAUGAGAUUAACUCGGAUGAUGAAAAGUCAGACCUUGAAGAAGCUUACGAGGCGGGCCGUCGUGAUGAAGAAGAGGCUCAUGAGUCAGAUCACAGUGAGCACAGUGAUGGUGGCUGGUGA
This is a messenger RNA of Penicillium coprophilum, 648 nucleotides long. RefSeq names its product WW domain protein. The record is from RefSeq and is a predicted model, not a curated record. Lineage: Eukaryota; Fungi; Ascomycota; Eurotiomycetes; Eurotiales; Aspergillaceae. The coding region runs from base 1 to 648 and encodes 215 amino acids. Gene Ontology annotation, molecular function: protein binding. The transcript is spliced from 2 exons.